Messenger RNA from Monodelphis domestica (gray short-tailed opossum), 2675 nucleotides. RefSeq names its product cytosolic 5'-nucleotidase 1A-like. Gene Ontology annotation, biological process: nucleotide metabolic process; adenosine metabolic process. Gene Ontology annotation, molecular function: magnesium ion binding; nucleotide binding; 5'-nucleotidase activity. The record is from RefSeq and is a predicted model, not a curated record. Lineage: Eukaryota; Metazoa; Chordata; Mammalia; Didelphimorphia; Didelphidae. Gene Ontology annotation, cellular component: cytoplasm; cytosol.
GGAGCCCCACCUCAGUGCCCGGAAGUCCUGGGCCUGUGGGAACUGGGGAGCUCCCGGGCCCCCAGGCGGUGGGUUCUGGGGGUGCUUUUCCAGGCCAGGAGAGGGGGGAAGGGCGAGGAGGGAGAUGGGGGCCCUUUUGGGACAUUUUUGCCUCCAGUCUCUAGGAAUGGGCCCUGGAACCUGGGGGGAGCAUCAGGGAGCAAGAGCGACUGGGGGGCCCUGGAGACCUCGGACACUCCUGCCUGCACCCAACUUGACUCAGUCAACAGUCCUGCCCCUGGAAGGCCUGGCCCAGGAUUUGGGGUCACCCUGGACCUGAGCCAAUGGGCCUUCUCCCAUAGUCUUGGCACGUUGGAGCCCGGACUCCCCAAGGAGAGAGGGGGAGCUCACUACCUGCCCAGCCCUGACAACAAGAUGACGCGACAUUCAAGCUCUUUGUCCAUCCUGCCCAAUGGGGCCAAGCAGAGCAGGGCCUGCCGGCAAGGAGAUUGCCCCAGCCCCAUCGGGGGGCCAGGGUCCCCUCAGCCCCAUCGGGGGGCCAGGGUCUCCCCAGCCCCAUCGGGGGGCCAGGAUCUCCCCAGCCCCAUCGGGGGGCCAGGAUCUCCCCAGCCCCAUCGGGGGGCCAGGAUCUCCCCAGUCCCAUCGGGGGGCCAGGGUCCCCUCAGCCCCAUCGGGGGGCCAGGGUCUCCCCAGCCCCAUCGGGGGGCCAGGGUCUCCCCAGCCCCAUCGGGAGGCCAGGAUCUCCCCAGCCCCAUCGGGGGGCCAGGAUCUCCCCAGCCCCAUCGGGGGGCCAGGGUCCCCUCAGCCCCAUCGGGGGGCCAGGAUCUCCCCAGCCCCAUCAGGGAGGCCAGGAUCUCCCCAGCCCCAUCGGGGGGCCAGGGUCCCCUCAGCCCCAUCGGGGGGCCAGGAUCUCCCCAGCCCCAUCAGGGAGGCCAGGAUCUCCCCAGCCCCAUCGGGGGGCCAGGGUCCCCUCAGCCCCAUCGGGGGGCCAGGAUCUCCCCAGCCCCAUCGGGGGGCCAGGGUCUCCCCAGCCCCAUGGGGGGCCAGGGUCUCCCCAGCCCCAUCGGGGGGCCAGGAUCUCCCCAGACCCAUCGGGGGGCCAGGGUCUCCUUGGCUCCUGCCUGGCCUCAGUGGCUGGCCCCCACAUGGAGCUGGGGCUGCCUGGCCGCCUCCUCUGCCCCAGGUCCCUGCCCCUUGGGGACUCGGGCGCCUCAGGGGGACACCUCCUGCCUGGGCAGGCCUGGGCUUUGGGCUCCUGGGGGUGGGGGGGGUCUCUAAUGCACGUGAGCAGGAGUGUGCACAGAAGGGCCGUGUGGGGGGGCUGUCCUUGGCGGUGCUUAGGGCAGGGGCAGGAGCCCCAAAGCCACUGUUUUCCGUCUCCUCCUCAGCGGGACACGGGACGGGGGAGCAGACGUGUGCGCGUGGCCAGACACGGCGGUCUAUGGCCAAGAGGCACAUCUCAGGUCUCAGUGGUGAAGGUCAGGGGAUCAUGGCCCAGUCUGGGGGUGUCAUCCUGAACCCCGACGUUGUCCAGAAGGACCCUCGGGAAGCCUUGGUCAUCGCGGUCACUGCCAGAGCCAUCUUCAACCUGGAGGCUGAGCACCAGCUCUUUCUGGCCCAGGGCACGGAGGAGUACACCAAGCACCAGGUGGCCCAUGCCAAGGAGCCGCUGCUGCCGGGCACAGCCUUCCCCUUCAUUCAGGCAGUCCAGCUGGUCAAUCGGAGGCUGCUGGAGCGGGACCCCGAGGACCGAGGCCUCCUGGAUGUCAUCGUCCUCUCCAACAACAGCCCAGAGGCUGGCGGCCGAAUCGUCCACUGCGCCAGGCAGGCAGGGCUGGAGAUCUCCAAAUUCUGCUUUGUCAGCGACGAGGACUCCACCGAGUACCUGCGAGACCUGCACGUGGGGCUGUUUCUGUCCGCGGACAGGACCGACGUGUGCAACGCGCUGAAGAGGGGGGUGCCGGCGGCCCUCAUCUUCCAGCAGGAGGUCCAGGCGCCCAGCACCCAGCUCCGCUUGGCCUUCGACGGAGACGCCGUGCUCUUCUCCGACGAGACGGACCGGGUGUUCCGGGAGCAGGGCCUGCAGGGGGCGCUGCGCUACGAGAGGGCCAUGGAGGCCGUGCCCAUGGGCGAGGGGCCCCUGAAAGCCUUCGCCGUGCAGCUGGGCCGCCUCCGGGAGAAGUUCGGGCCCGAAGACUCGCCGCUGCGCACCUACCUGGUGACGGCCCGCAGCCAGGGCGGCCUGAGCCUGCGGGCCCUGAACACCCUGCGGGCCUGGGGGCUGCGCCUGGACCGCGUCCUCUUCAUGGACGGGGCCCCCAAGGGGCCCGCCCUGGCCCGGAUCCGGCCCCACAUCUUCUUCGACGACUCCAUGCACAACAUCCAGGGCGCCCAGGACGCCAGCGUCCCCUCAGCCCUGGUGCCCGGCAGCUGCUGAGGGCCGCUCGGCCGCCUGGUCCAUUCCCCUGCCUCCGGCCAGGGCUCCCCUUGACCAGGACCCUUAAAGGUCCUCUCAGAGCCCUGCCCUCAGCCCCCCCAGCCCCCCUCAGCCCCCCACAGGCCCCCUCAGGACCCCCACAGCCCCCCACAGCCCCCCCCAGGCCCCCUGCCCUCAGCCCCCCUCAGCCCCCCACAGGCCCCUACAGCCCCCCUCAGCCUCCCACAGCCCCCCUCCU